Molecule: messenger RNA, 1442 nt
Organism: Cynoglossus semilaevis (tongue sole)
Lineage: Eukaryota; Metazoa; Chordata; Actinopteri; Pleuronectiformes; Cynoglossidae
Product: F-box/LRR-repeat protein 12
Exons: 3
Coding region: 77-1291 (404 amino acids)
Biological process (GO): SCF-dependent proteasomal ubiquitin-dependent protein catabolic process
Cellular component (GO): SCF ubiquitin ligase complex; cytoplasm
Molecular function (GO): protein binding
Source: RefSeq, a predicted model, not a curated record
UCUAGCUGUUUCCGGUGGGAUUAGACGUAACAUUGUGUGCGUCCAGAAAAUUGGUCCGUGAGUUUUGUUUACAAAAAUGGAAGAAAUAGAUGGUUAUAAUUUAGACUUUUUACCCGAGAACAUUUUAAUCGAUGUCUUGUCGUUUUUGAACGUACGUGAGCUCGUCAGAGCUGGAAGGGUGUGUAAGAGGUGGAAACGACUUGUUAAAGACCAGAAACUUUGGAGAUUUGUAGAUCUAACAACAUGGAAAAGAGUGUCAUCACGUACACUGUGGGUCCUGCUGCGUCAGUACUUGGGUUGUGGACUAAGGUCUCUCCGGUUACGUGGUUUGCUGCUGUCUGCCCGGGGUGGCACCUUUCUCUCAGAGUCUUGGCUACAGGCUUUGUCCACAAAGUGCCCUCGACUGAGAAAACUUUAUCUCCUGCACACCGACCUGAGAGGCCUUACCGGUUGCCAUCUCCUACCUCCAUCUCUGCAAAUGCUGGAACUUUCUAGUUGUGAAUUGCCCCUUGGCUUUUUCAACCAGAUAUUGCCAUCUUCAACUGUUCAAGAAAGAGCAGAGCCCUCAUCUAGUGAAGGGGCUCGAUUGCAAGAGCUGUGUCAGAAAGAAAGAAAGCUUUGCUCUCCAUCAGGGACAAAAAUUGAGACCUUGGUUCUCAACAACGUGCCAUCCUUCACUGAUCAUCAUCUUCAGAGUCUGAAUUCCUGGGAGAGACUGAGUCGACUGGAACUGCGGGACACCUUUCGUGUGACAGCCAAUGGACUGAGGAGCUGUGCUGCUAAAGAUGGUGCCUGUGGGGUGGAAGGGCUUUCCAGGCUCAAGUUUCUGGAAAUAGGCAUCAAUGGAAGGCAGGGCUACCAGUUACAGAUGGCCUCCCUAGGUCUUGGAGCAGGAUGGCUUGGACUGGAGGAGUUGAGUCUGGGUGGUAGAGAAGUGGGGCCAGGUCUACUUUGUGCAAGCCGUCUGAAGGACCUGAAACGUCUGUGCCUCUGGGCCUGCACACUCAGCGAGAUGCAGAUAGUCCGAAGCUGCCGUCUCCUGCGUGGACUUCGACAACUAGAGUUUGUGGAUGUGGUGUUCCAGUCCCGACAGUCCUCGUCUGUGCUGGAUGGAGACGGCAGUGGUGAAGAAGAGCCGCAUGGUGAAGACUCUGCUGCAGCUGGGGAUUCCAACCAUGAAGAAAAUGAGACACUGGAUGCUUUUUCAAGUCUGCGUCGUUCACUGGCUCUCCAGCUGCCGUUUUGCACCUAUGUUUUUACAAACUGCUCUGUUCAGAUUAAUGCAGACUAGAUACAACCUCUUUUACUGCUAAGUUAAGUACAAGAGCCCAAACUUAAAACAGAUAUUAUUUUUUAAAUCAUGGUUUUUAUGUUAUUAAUGGUUUCAACAGUGACAAAAUAAUGCCAUAAACUCUUUUGCAAUUGCAAUUGCAAUUUUAUCA